CCCCCAGGUUUCCCCAGAUGCCAAGUACACAUUCCUUUUCCUGCCUGAAGAUCAUCUGUGAAAACCUUGGCCAUGGCAUCAGUAUCAGAACCUAUUACGUUCAGAGAGUUCUGCCCCUUGUACUAUCUCCUCAAUGCCAUUCCCACAAAGGUCCAGAAGGGUUUCCGCUCUAUUGUGGUCUACCUCACAGCUCUCGAUACCAAUGGGGACUACAUUGCAGUGGGCAGCAGCAUCGGCAUGCUCUAUCUGUACUGCAGACACUUCAACCAGAUGAAAAAGUACAACUUUGAGGGGAAAACUGAACCCAUCACGGUGGUAAAGCUGCUGAGCUGCUUCGAUGACCUUGUGGCUGUGGGCACCGCCUCCGGGAGGGUUGCUGUCUUUCAGCUUGUAUCCUCGCUGCCAGGGAGAAAUAAACAACUUCGGAGAUUUGAUGUCACCGGUAUUCACAAAAAUAGCAUAACAGCUCUGGCUUGGAGCCCCAAUGGAAUGAAAUUGUUCUCUGGAGAUGACAAAGGGAAAAUUGUCUAUUCUUCUCUGGAUCUAGACCAGGUAAGAUUAUUUCCAGAAAUAUUUUUGGCCUUCUUAUAUUUGGAGAAAUUAUAUCCAUAA
Molecule: messenger RNA, 612 nt
Organism: Leptonychotes weddellii (Weddell seal)
Lineage: Eukaryota; Metazoa; Chordata; Mammalia; Carnivora; Phocidae
Source: RefSeq, a predicted model, not a curated record